AUGCCAAAUUUAAUUAAAGAUGCAUUUUUCUGUAGUUCUUCCAGUAUACAUUACGCGGAUGAUGAAGAAAUAAUAGAAAUACUAGCUGAUGUAGCUGCUGAAGCUAGUUCAUCGGGGGACGAUUCUGAGGAAGAACAGGUAGAGCAUCCAAAAUUUGUCGGUUUCAUCGACGUUAUCGAUGAGUAUGCAGAUGAGGAUUUCAAGUCCCAUUUUCGCCUGAAUCGAAAAACAGUGGAUUAUUUAAUAACGAGGUAUAAUGAAAACGAUCAAAAUCACAGCCGUACAAUGUCUGGAAAGCCCAAAAUACCUGCAAAGACAAUGAUAUAUAUGUACAUAUGGUACCUAAGCAACACCAUAACCUACAGACAACUUGCUAACUUGUUUGGUGUAACGAAAUCCACUGCAUGGGCAAUUGUUCGUCGCGUUGUUGCGUGGAUCAUUUCAAUAGGAUACGAGUUUAUCACGUGGCCAACUGGAAAAGCAGUGGAAGAUACCACGAGAAAGUUUUUGCAAAGAAAGAAAGUACCUGGUGUCAUUGGUGCAAUAGACUGCACACAUAUAACUAUUAACGCACCAAAAAAAGAUAAGCAUAUAUAUUUUGAUCGAAAACGAAAUUACAGCUUAGUUUUACAGGAAAUUGUCGAUGCCGAUAUGAAGUUCAUUGAUAUUUAUUGCGGCGAGCCUGGGUCCUACCAUGACUUCAGAGUACUCAAGAGAUCAGCGUCUUAUAGGAAAGCAGAAAAUAGUGUUGAAAAUUUGUUUCCAAACUCUACAUUUACUACGGUAUUCAAAGAUUAUGGUUCACUAACAGAACAACAAAUCAGAUUAAACAAAAUUCAUUCGUCGGCAAGAAUUGUUGUAGAAAACGCGUUCGGCUUACUCAAAGGUCGUUUUCGCAGACUUCUUAAGUUUACAGAGCAUAAAGAUUUAUGCGCUGUAACACAUUUGGUGGCGAGCGCAUGUAUUAUGCAUAAUAUAAAUAUAUUAAAAAACGACGACACCUUCAUGAAAGUGAAAGUGAAAGUGAAGUGA
Rhagoletis pomonella (apple maggot) is the source of this 1032-nucleotide messenger RNA. Its product is annotated as protein ALP1-like. NCBI's taxonomy places the organism in Eukaryota, Metazoa, Arthropoda, Insecta, Diptera, Tephritidae. The record is from RefSeq and is a predicted model, not a curated record. The transcript is spliced from 3 exons. The coding region runs from base 1 to 1032 and encodes 343 amino acids.